Paramecium sonneborni is the source of this 1184-nucleotide messenger RNA. NCBI's taxonomy places the organism in Eukaryota, Ciliophora, Oligohymenophorea, Peniculida, Parameciidae. The record is from the annotation of a GenBank genome assembly.
AUGGGUUAAUCUUGCAGUGUAAAUACUUGCUGUGCAAAAGAGGAAAUAUAAACGGUAAAGAAUUCUAAUCGUUCUAUUGAAAUCUCAGUGAAAAAAUCAAAACAUUCUUUAACUAAUAAAAAUACAAAUACAGGAUAAGUUGAAGAGGCGAAUUAAAAUGAAAUACAAAUAUAAUCUUAACAUAGCAAAGUAUCAAUUAAAGAGAUUGAAAAAAAUUUGAAUAGUCAAAGUGAAAAUUAAAAUAUACACCCUUUGAUUAAAAAAACUAUUGGGAAGCAAGAAAAACUAAAACUUCCUGUAAAGUUACUUAAUUAUAAUUGGUUAGAUGAUUCUCCUAUAAAAUGGUGCAACUUAUGAAGGAGAGUGGUUAGAUGGAAAGAGAGAAGGAUAUGGAAAAUAAUAAUGGCCAGAUGGUUCUGUUUAUGAAGGAGAAUGGAAAAAUGAUAAAUCUUGUGGAAAAGUUGUUAAAUUUAAUUAAUUAAAAGGGAAGACUGAUUCAUGCAGAUGGAGAUAUAUAUGAUGGAGAUUGGUUAGAUGAUUAAGCAAAUGGUUUGGGAUCUUAUACUCAUGAUAAUGGGGCCAAGUAUAUUGGAGAAGUAUUUAAUAUUAUUUAAUCUUAGUGGCUAAAUGAUAGAUAACAUGGAAGAGGAAUAGAAGAAUGGCCAGAUGGAGCUAAAUAUGAAGGAGAUUAUUAAUGUGGUAAAAAACAUGGUAUAGGUAAACUUAUAUUUGCUGAUGGAUCAAAUUAUUAAGGUAAUUCAGUGAUUUUAAAUUGAUAAGGAGAAUUUUAUUAAAAUGAAAUUUAAGGAUAAGGUACAUACUAAUGGUUAGAUGGAAGAGUCUAUGUUGGGUAAUGGACAAAUAACAAAAUGAAUGGAAUGGGACUAUUAAAAUUAAUUGAUGGCAAAACCUAUAAAGGAGUAAGUAAUCAAGAUAUUAAAAUUAUUUAGGAAUAUGACAAUGAUAAAAAACAUGGAAAAGGUGUUUUUAAAUGGGAAGAUGGUCGUAAAUAUGCUGGAUGUUGGAAAUAAAACAAAUAGCAUGGAGUUGGUAUAUAUAUAACAAGUCAAAAUGUGGAAAAGAUAGGAUAUUGGGAAGAGGGAGUAAGAAUUAAAUGGUAUGAAGAAAAAGAAAUAAGAUUGUUGGAGCAAUAAGGUGUGUUAGAUGAAUUUAGAAACCUAUGA